GCUGAUUUAUACACGAUGUCACAGUAGUCAAGUAGAGGCAGUAUGGUAGCUUUUAUCAAUUCCAAAAGGUGUACCGUCUCAUCUCAUGGAUCACAUAAGGCAAGGGGAUUUACUCACGUGCUGCUGCAGCAAACAAUGCCAGUGUUUCACAUGAAUUGCAAAACAUGUACGUAUGCAUUUUGUACUUCUGUCGCACCUUACGUAGUCCAACCGUGCUAAUCGGAGGUGCGGGGGAAGGACAGCAAACUCGGCACAAAAAGCAGUUCUAAAGAAAUGCGUUUUCAAUAUAUAAAACAUUUACAGAGGCCAUCACGGUGUCUUAUUAAGAUGCAUUUGCUUCCUGACAUGUUUAUAUGCUUAAAUACACAGCUUACAACUUCCAUCAGCUGUCUCAUCAGCAGAGCCGAGUAAGUUAAACAAAUACUGCUGGGUUGUCAGAUGUCAUUUGCAAGGUACGCCACCUUCACAAUGGGGCCCUGCCAGCACAAAUCAGUUGUGAAUAAAAACUCGUUAUGCUCUGUUGUGAAUCAUUAUUGGUAAUACAUAAGGAAUACGUAAUUACUCAAUACUCAUUAUAAAAACAAUGUUGAAUUGGUAAAUUAUAUCUUGGCAUGUUAAUGGCUACAAAAAGUUGGGGGCACGUUUGCAGUGCAGUUCGCUGUUUAAUUCAGUGCACAACACAGAUGGGCUUAAGUUUUUUUAGACACCCACUCGGCGAUGAUGCGGCGAUGAUGUCCAAUGGGGAUUCGAUACAUUUACAUCAUAAAUGCUGCGUUGGCACACGCUGUGUCAACUCCGCACCCACCGACAACCCAGGCACUCUUACUUAAUAUCCUCACUUCCCUUCACUCGGCCUCUUUUUUCACAGCAGGCUCGGCGUGAGACAGACGGAGCAGAACAUUGCCGAUCCAUUGAUUACUGUAUUGGUUUGUGUUUGCACAAAAGUGUCGACAGGUAGAGUGAGAGUGACGCACGUGCGGCCAGGAUGAAGGAUGAACAGCCCGGCGAGGCGGACGGGGUGCUCAGCGAUGGAGUCAGCAGCUACAACAGCCUCGACUCUCCGCAGCGGUCGCAGCCGGAGCCGCACGAGAGCAGCGACGCCCCCGCCGAGAUGUCCACCUACUUCGACGACAAGAUCCCCGUGCCGGACGCUGGCGCUGGCACGUUCAGCUUCCGGAAGCUGUGGGCCUUUACGGGUCCAGGGUUUCUCAUGAGCAUCGCUUACCUGGACCCGGGCAACAUCGAGUCGGACCUGCAGUCGGGAGCCAAGGCCGGGUUCAAGCUGCUGUGGGUGCUGCUGACGUCUACCAUACUGGGCUUGCUUCUGCAGCGCCUCGCCGCGCGGCUGGGGGUCGUGACGGGUAUGCACCUCGCUGAGGUGUGCAACCGCAACUACCCCAAGAUCCCUCGCAUCAUCCUCUGGCUCAUGGUUGAACUGGCCAUCAUCGGCUCGGACAUGCAGGAGGUCAUCGGCUCGGCUAUCGCCAUCAACCUCCUCUCCAAUGGCGCGGUUCCCCUGUACGGCGGGGUGCUCAUCACCAUCGCCGACACCUUCGUAUUCCUGUUCCUUGACAAAUACGGACUGCGGAAGCUGGAAGCGUUUUUCGCCGUGCUCAUCACCACCAUGGCCAUCACGUUUGGGUAUCAGUACGUGAUGGUGGCCCCGGACCAGCGCGAGCUGCUCAAGGGGAUGUUCUUCCCGUACUGCGAGGGCUGUGGCACCCCACAGCUCGAGCAGGCAGUGGGCAUCGUGGGUGCUGUCAUCAUGCCACAUAACAUCUACCUGCACUCGGCCCUUGUCAAGUCGCGAGCCAUCGAUCGCUCCAAGCGUCAGGAGGUGCGUGACGCCAACAUGUACUACUUCAUCGAGGCCUCCGUCGCCCUCUUCGUGUCCUUCCUCAUCAACGUGUUCGUGGUGUCCGUGUUUGCCGAGGCCUUCUUCGGGAAAACCAACAACGACGUGCGCACGGUGUGCUUGGAUCACCACAGCCCCCACGCGGACAUGUUCAGCAACGACUCGAACACGCUGCAAGUGGACAUCUACAAGGGGGGCAUCGUGCUGGGCUGUUACUUCGGCCCCGCGGCGCUCUACAUCUGGGCUGUGGGAAUCCUGGCGGCCGGUCAGAGCUCCACCAUGACUGGCACCUACUCCGGGCAGUUCGUCAUGGAGGGGUUCCUCGACCUCCAGUGGUCGCGGUUCCGGCGCACGCUGGUGACGCGAUCCAUCGCCAUUUUCCCCACACUGCUCGUCGCCAUCUUCCAAGACGUGCAACACCUGACGGGCAUGAACGACUUCCUCAACGUGCUGCAGAGCCUGCAGCUGCCUUUCGCCCUCGUCCCCAUCCUGACAUUCACCAGCUCCAAGAGCCUCAUGGAGGAGUUCACCAAUAAUAUGUUCUGGAAGGUGGGCGGCGGCAUAGUGGUGCUUCUCGUGUGCUCCAUCAACCUCUACUUCGUGGUGGUGUACGUCAGCGCCCUGGGCCACGUGGCACUCUACGUCGUCGCCUCCAUCAUCGCCGCCCUUUACAUCGCCUUCAUCGCCUACCUGGUGUGGCAGUGCCUGCUGGUGCUCGGCGUGCAGCCAUGCGGUGGCUGUGCCGCGCUGCGUCGCUACAGCGCCAUGGAGGCUCUGCUGAUGGACGAUCGCAGCGCGGACGAGUGGCCUACCCAGGACGAGCGGCAACCUGACGACAGCCGGCUUCUACAGGAUGAUGGCCUGGAGGAGGACAGGCGCUCUCUUGUUGACCACCCGGAGCAUUAGUCGGAACGCCAACACCUCGGGAGGGCAAUUCCAACUGCGCUGCAGGACGGCGACCUAGAAGAAAGCCGUUCGGACUGGCGCCGCCACCACCGCCACCACCGCCACCACCGCCGGCGCUCUCAUCCUCCUGCUGCUUUUCUGGCUGUGGCGGCGACGGCUCGUGCACAUGGCACCGCCAUGGCCGUUGCGUGGUCCGAGUGCUCGCUUGUUGCUGGUGGAGGCCGUUAUUACCUGGUGCUAAGCAAAGGGGUGGGGAACCUUUUCCUUCCUGAGAGCCGAAGAGUACAUUGAAAUACCUUUGAAGGGCCACGCAAUUAGUUAUCGGACUAUUGCAUUGACAGUGUGACUUUAACUAUUUGAUAGACAGCACGUGACUCGAUCGCCCAAAAAUUAGUAACGUGCUGUUUGGCAGGUUGAAAAUAGUACCCUCAAGUACUCAAUUAGUGUGGCCAAGAAUGAUCGCAGGGAUGGAUAAAUAUCAUUUUCGGGCCGUUGUUAAGCGGCAGGCUUCAUGUGGCCGCAAGUCGUAUGCAUUGGAGUCGCGGGCUGCAUUUGGCGAAUGGGGCCGUAUGUUCUCCACCCCGGCCCUAAUCGACGGGAGACGCAGUGCCGUCGUGGGACGCGUCGAGGUGGCCGAGCUGUCGACCAUUCAGAACUCUCGAGCGCCCACCUCGCUUCAUGUAGCGUGCUCUCGUGUGGGCGUGUUUUUUUAAAUCGUAACUAAAACUUUUUUAAGGUUCUUGAAGCACAAUCGGAGGGUGUUUGCUGGUGUGCGCACUCGACCUGUGGGGCGACCUGCGGUCCUGGCUCCACAAUGCUUUGCAGCCAGGAACGGUAAUCGGGGCUUAAUUUCAACAGAGUCUUAUCAGGUCAGCAACCCAGAAAAUAUUCUGUGAGAAGUUAAGCCCCGAACAUGAGCAUUCCACAUGUGCUUCUCCGUCUGUUAUGUGGCCAAAGGGUUGACCGCCGCUUCCUUUUUCCCCAAUGUCCAUUAGUUGCCAUUUGUCUUUGCCUGUCCGUUGGGGUCCCUCUGUCAAGGGUUUUCUCAGUGAGUUCCCUCCUUUAAGAAGGACUCAUUUUUAUAAACUCCGGGAAGGAUGGUGAGCCCAGUUGACUCUUGACCCAGCUUUUCCCUUGCGACUUUUCUGUUUGUGAGUCGAGCGCGCUGAUCACUGUGCUGCCCAGACUGAGCGUACCAACGUCAACAAUGCAUAUCACCAUAAUCCUCUUUGGAAAUCAUCGAUCCACUGCUGGGUAAUGUCUUUCAGAAACCGUCGCUGUCACGCGAUCCAUCGACCCAUCGAGCUCCUUCGCACAAGCCUCCCAUGCGGACGUCCUCUGAGACGUGUCCCCUCCUUUGCUACCACGCAUUUAUCGUAUACGAAAAACAUUAAGUAAUAGCUACUUAAACUUUGGAGGGUUAAGUUGGUGGGUUGUGCGCCGUGCCCUCUUUCACAGGUGCUCGCUAACAGCACUUGCCCCAACAGUCUGCUAAGGCUGUACCGGGGAUCUUUGUCUUUUAUAGGAGGGGGGGGCAGUACCAUUGUUGUUUAGGUGCGAGUGCGGCAGAGCCGCUUGCGCCAUGUGGCUGCACCGAGACGCGAAGUGCCGUGAUCCGCCGAUCGGAGAGCGUGUUUUGGUCGCACCUGAAGCCGUGGGCAGGACCUGGUGGGCAACAUGGGUGGGUGUGUGUAUAUAUGCGCACGUGAUAGGUAGAUGUAGAGGGGAGCGGUAGUGUCGAGGUUAUCGUGCUGCGCUCCGAACCCGGCGACCUGAGUUUGAUUCCCGCUCAUAGCCACCGCGAGUGACGAUUAUCUGAACUGGUCCUGGGAC
Petromyzon marinus (sea lamprey) is the source of this 4594-nucleotide messenger RNA. RefSeq names its product natural resistance-associated macrophage protein 2-like. Gene Ontology annotation, cellular component: endosome membrane; lysosomal membrane; plasma membrane. Lineage: Eukaryota; Metazoa; Chordata; Hyperoartia; Petromyzontiformes; Petromyzontidae. Gene Ontology annotation, molecular function: cadmium ion transmembrane transporter activity; iron ion transmembrane transporter activity; manganese ion transmembrane transporter activity. The record is from RefSeq and is a predicted model, not a curated record. Gene Ontology annotation, biological process: manganese ion transport; iron ion transmembrane transport.